Oncorhynchus masou masou (cherry salmon) is the source of this 3810-nucleotide messenger RNA. It is a transcript of the gene snap47, whose product is annotated as synaptosome associated protein 47. The record is from RefSeq and is a predicted model, not a curated record. The transcript is spliced from 6 exons. Gene Ontology annotation, biological process: exocytosis; synaptic vesicle fusion to presynaptic active zone membrane; synaptic vesicle priming. NCBI's taxonomy places the organism in Eukaryota, Metazoa, Chordata, Actinopteri, Salmoniformes, Salmonidae. Bases 209 to 1483 code for a protein of 424 amino acids. Gene Ontology annotation, molecular function: syntaxin binding; SNAP receptor activity. Gene Ontology annotation, cellular component: SNARE complex; plasma membrane.
UUAAUUUUACAAAUUAUUAAACUGACAGAUUGAAAUAUAUAUUCACAGAGCAACUGUACUCGAAUAAAAAUUACUUUUGCACAAUCGCUAAUGUUAGCGCCUUGCCCAACAUUGCAGAAUUGUUGCCAUUGAUUUCCUGGGAUAGUCAUAACCCUGCAGGAGCUCACGUGCCCGGUUUCUAAAAAUGAGCAUCUGAAGCCAAGUCAAGAUGACAAGCCCAAACCGAGACAUCCCCAUCCACAGCUGGCCAGGUUCCUACUACAUCAACAGCGAGAAGCACUGGGAGGCCGGGACCCUGUCCCUGACCCGCACCAUAUUGCGCUUCACCUCAGACCAGAGCAAAGAGAACCUGGUUGGCUUCCGCCUCACCAGGAUCAUGGAGAUCAAGAUGGAGUCGUCCAGCUUCAUCUUCAGCACUUUGACUGUGUUGGAACAGGGGAAUCUCAAGCACUGGUUCGGCUCACUGAGGCCCAACCGGUUGGUGGUCUACAAUGUCCUGGAGCAUUUCUGGAGGGAGAGGUUGUUGUCCCCCUCUACUGAGGUCCAGGGGGCCGAGGCACAGCCCACCAAGGGGAGGGAGCUGAUUAACCUGGUUGCGGAGGCUCAAAGACGGCUAGAGGACACAGGGAAUGUCCUCCACCAUCAGGGAGAGCAGUUUGAUAACGUCAUGCAGGGCCUGGACAAGAUCGACUCUGAUCUGGGCGUGGCAGACAAGCUACUGUCUGAACUGCAGUCUCCCCCUUGGUGGCCUUUUGGCAAAUUACCCUGGAAGAGUCAGCAGGAUGCCAAUGCUGAGCAUGCUGCCAGAGAGGCCACUUGUAAGGGAACAGGCAAGCACAGAGUGAUCACCAGCAUACCAGCCAUCGUUUCCAGAGGUGGAGAUUCGGACCUGAAGCCUGGCUGCUUGAUGGUGAUGGUCUCCUCUUUAGAAGUCCGAGACACAAACUAUGUGCUCCUCCACCGCUUUGAGAGGGACGAGGUGGAUGACAUCCGGGUGCACAAUCCUUAUGAGAUCAGUGUGAGGCAGAGGUUCAUAGGGAAGCCAGACAUAUGCUUCAGACUCCUGUCGGCUAAAAUGCCGGAGGCCAUGUCUGUGUUAGAGAUGCAGUAUAAGAAGAAGGUAGAGUACAUGAGUGAGUACUCUGCCUUUAAGACGACCCCAGCCACAACCCCAGGUGACCAGAAUCAAGGUUUAAUAUGGAAUGCAGCAGGCUUGCAGCAGUACCAGGAGACAGAGGUCCCCAGUAUGGUCCCAGCAGGAGAGCUUUCCCAGGUGCAUCUACAUGUCCUUAAGCCAGAGGUUACUCAGGCUGAGGUUCAGGAGCUCAGACAGCAGAUGCUAAUGCAGCUGAAAAAUCUUGCUCUGGAGGCUGAGACUGAGCUGGAGAGGCAAGACGAGGGCCUGGAUGUUCUGACCACCUCUACGGACCAGGCCACCAUGCACAUAGACAAACACACCUGCCGCAUGAAAAGGCUGCUGUAACUAACUUACUUACAACACAAUGCAGAAAUGCACCGAGUUGCUAUUGCCUUACGACAAAUGUAUUCUGUUAGAAGGUUGUUGUACUGUACCUCUAUAUUUGAGGUUCCAUAACCAUUGAAACCAGAUUUUACCAUCUGCUUCGUUGUAUCACAUCAAGUUAAGUCUUAGCCUCAGGUGUAGUCAUACACCCUUACCUCAUUGUAACGUGUAAAAUAUAGAAAUCGAUGUUCCUCUCAAUGUGGUAAUUACUGACCAGUCCACUAGAUGUUAUUUACACCAAGGUGAGGAAGUGUUCACUCAUCAGCACUUUGUGGAGAUAUCGUCCUCUUUGCACUGACAAACUAUGAAUAUAUCCAAACUUGGUUGUUGUUGACGGGAGGUUGGACAGACAUAAUGGUCUCUGUCACACAUGUAAUCCAUGGUUUCUGAUGUUGUACUUAAAUCACAGUGAGGAGCGAUUGUCACACGUGUUUUUUCCUUCUUCUUUUUCAGUUGCAGGUGUCAGUAAAGCCAUCCCCCUCCCUCCCUGCACAUGGUUUCCCUCCAGCUCCAAGUGUUGCAUGUUCCCAUGUUUCUGCUGAGUAAAGCGAUGCAUCGAGUGGGAUCUGUAGAACUGUGAGGUAUGCAGUGGGUAUGUAACAUGUAGCAAAGUCUGUUGAAACUGUGUCCCUUGAAAUACACGGAAUACUUUACAGAGCCCCUACUCUUAAGUCAAUUUCUAUACCAUAAUGUUCCGUACUAGAGAAAGCAGGGAGUAACUCACAAUAGGUUGUCUCUCUGACAUUAUCACUGGAUUUAGGAAUAUCUGUAUAAUCUUAUGUGUAUAUGAAUGACUUGCAUAUUUCUAUGCUGUAGUGUACUCGGAUGUUUUACUGAAAUGUCAUUAUUGUCUCGCUAUCAUAUGUGAACUUGCGAUAAACUGUUAUUUAAACUCAAUAUCUGGUAAAUAAUGCUUUUCUCUGUACAAAUAAUGCCCAAGGCUCCCCAUGCUACUAUACUGUAGAGAGCAGAGGAAGUAUUUGAGUGGCGUGUAAUUAUCCAAUAGAACACAUUUACAUAAAAUACAGACGAAUGGCUUUAAAUAGUACAGUACGACCCGCCCAGUUCAUAAAAGGCAAUUGACACCGAAACAAAAUAUAAAUGCAACAUGUUAACUGUUGGUUUCAUGAGUUGAAAUAAAAGAUCCCAGAAAUAUUCCAUGCGCACAAAAAGCUUAUUUCUCUAAAAUUUUGCUCACAAAUUUGUUUACAUUCCUGUUAGUGAGCAUUUCUCCACACCUGGCAGGUGUGUUAUAUCAAGAACAUGAUUAAACAGCGUGAUCAUUACACAGGUGCCCUUUGUACUGGGGACAUUAAGAGGUCACUAAUAAAAUGUGCAGUUUUGUCACACAACACAAUGCCACAGAUGUCUCAAGUUUUGAUGGGGCGUGCAACUGGCAUGCUGACUACAGGAAUGUCCUCCAUAGCUGUUGCCAGAGAAUUUAAUGAUAAUUUCUCUACCAUAAGCUGCCUCCAACAUUGUUUUAGAGAAUUUGGCAGUACGUCUAACUGGCCUCACAACCGCAGACCAGGUGUAAUCACGCCAGCCCAGGAUCUCCACAUCCGGCUUUUUCACCUGCGGUAUUGUCUGAGAGAAGCCACUGCGGACAGCUGAUGAAAAUAUGGGUUUGCACAACCAAAGAAUUUCUGCACAAACUGUCAGAUACCGUCUCGGGAAGCACAUCUGCACGCUCGUUGUCGUCACCAGGGUCUUGACCUGACUGCAGUUCGUCGUUGUAACUGACUUCAGUGGGCAAAUGCUCAAACGCUUUUCACGGAUGGAUCACGGUUUCAACUGUAUCGGGCUGAUGGCAGACAGCAUGUAUGAUGUCGCGUGGGCGAGCGGUUUGCUGGCGUCAAUGUUGUGAAGAAAGUGCCCCAUGGUGGCUGUGGGGUUAAGGUAUGGGCAAGCAAAAGCUACAGACAAUGAGCACAAUUGCAUUUUAUCAAUGGCAAUUUGAAAUCACAGUGAUACCGUGACAAGAUCCUGAGGCCCCUUGUCAUGCCAUUCGUCCGCUGCCAUCACCUCAUGUUUCAGCAUGAUAAUGCACGGCCCCAUGUCGCAAGGAUCUCUACACAAUUUCUGGAAGCUGAAAAUGUCCCAGUUCUUCCAUGGUCUGCAUACGCACCAGACAUGUCACCCAUUGAACAUGUUUGGGAUGCUCUAUCUACGUGUACAAAGUGUGUUCCUGUUCCCGCCAAUAUCCAGCAACUUCGCACAGCCAUUGAAGAGGAGUGGAACAACAUUCCACAGACCACAAUCAACAGCCUGAUCAACUCUAUGUGAAG